Dothidotthia symphoricarpi CBS 119687 is the source of this 1167-nucleotide messenger RNA. RefSeq lists its product as uncharacterized. Bases 1 to 1167 code for a protein of 388 amino acids. The transcript has 3 exons. NCBI's taxonomy places the organism in Eukaryota, Fungi, Ascomycota, Dothideomycetes, Pleosporales, Dothidotthiaceae. The record is from RefSeq and is a predicted model, not a curated record.
AUGUUCUCGGACCAUGGUUGGAUUUCGCAAGAUGCACUGCUCCGGACGGACUAUGCUAUGGUCAGUCUGACUUCAACCAUCUUCGUGGCCCGGACCGGCAUCCAGGUAUGGAGACGCAGAAGGAUCGAGUGGCAGGAUGCAUGGCUUUACGUUGCAUACGUCGCUUACAUCGUCUUCUCUGUCCUUUACAUUGUCAUUACGCCGACGAUCUUCAAAUUAGAGCACCACAGGAAGGGCGAACCCGUCCGCUGGGAGGGUAUGGAGAAGGACAUCAAGUUCAUGUCCCGAGUUUUGUGGUCUAGUGGAAUGGAGUUCUGGACUUGUCUCUGGUUCAUCAAGUUUGCUUUGCUGGCGCUGUACAAAAAGCUGCUUCUGGGACUGCCGAUGAUCUAUCUAUGGGUCUGGCGAGGGACAGUUGUGUUCUGUAUAUUGACAUACAUCACCUGCAUUAUCACAGGGCCCGUGAUCGGAUGCGAAAGCCUCAAGAAGUACUUCGAGAGGAACGAAUGCUUUACUCCCACAGACGUUCGGCAUCAAACAGCCAGUCUUUACUACGCAUACGCUAUUGACACUGUGACGAACUUCAUGGUCAUGUUCCUUCCGAUUCGAUUGAUCUGGAACCUUCAGAUGGCGCGAGUCCAAAAGGUUUGCAUCGGAUUGCUAUUCGCCUCUGGUCUCAUCUGCAUCCUGUUUGCAACCAUUCGCGUUGUGCAGAUUGGCAUCCGGGACGGCAAGCCCAUGACGCCAGAGCCAAAGUGGUUAACGCUCUGGACAAUCAUCGAGUGCUCGACAGGUACAGCAACCCCUCCCAUACUCCGUUGUUUUUGCUCCAUUGCAAGUCUCGUCACUAACGUCUCGAAAGCUGUCAUAAUCGGCUGUUGUCCUCAAUUUGCAACCCUCACACGGAAGAAGAAGAAUGAUACCUCAGACGCCUACAACGUACAAGGCUACAUUCGGCAGUCUACGAGUCGACCCACUACGCAGGGGCGCGACGAUGUUGGGUUGAAGAGCAUGAUUACGUCGGGCGUCCAUGGCAAAGCUGCUGAUGAAGCGUACUGGGAAGACGCACACAGCAGCCAGGAGGAACUCGCGAGGAGCCAGGAGAUUAGAGUGACGACAACUUUUCAGCUGGACAACGAGCGGCGGUCAGGAAAGUUUCGUGUCUGA